AGAAAAAAAAAUCCAAACUUUCUCUCUCUCUCCCUCUCUUUCCAUUUCUCUCUCUCAUUACUCAUCAAUUUUAAUUGAUCUGAAAAAACAAUGGCCAAGAGAUUGAUGUUGGUGUUAUUGUUGUUAUGUUGUGUUACUUACAGUCUAUGUGAAGAGAUCCAAACCUAUAAGCUAACCAGAGGAAACUUGUCUGUUACCUUCACUAACUAUGGUGCUGUCAUGACCUCUCUUCUUCUCCCCGACAGACAUGGAAAGCAAGACGAUGUUGUUCUCGGAUUCGAUACUGUCGAUGGUUACAAGAAUGACACAACUUAUUUUGGAGCAAUUGUGGGAAGAGUGGCUAAUAGAAUUGGAGGUGCUGAGUUCGAAUUGAAUGGCCAAAUGUACAAAACCGAUCCCAACGAAGGCCAUAACACUCUCCAUGGUGGUGCAAAGGGAUUCAGCGAUGUGAUUUGGUCAGUCGAAAACUACGUUCCCACUAGCCACAUUACUUUCAAAUACGAUAGCUUCGACGGUGAAGAAGGUUUCCCCGGAAACGUGACAGUGAAAGUGACGUACAUGUUAAUCGGAGAAAACAAACUCGCCGUGAAAAUGGAGGCAAAGCCAAUCAACAAACCAACACCGAUCAACUUAGCCCUCCACACAUACUGGAACCUCCACAGCCACAACUCCGGCGACAUCCUCUCCCACAAAAUCCAGCUUCUCGCCGGAAAAAUCACCCCCGUCGACAAAAAACUCAUCCCGACCGGCGAAAUCACCGCGAUCGAAGGAACACCAUACGAUUUCCUCGAGCCACGCGAGAUCGGAAGCCGAAUCGACGAAUUACCCGGCGGCUACGACAUCAAUUACGUGAUCGACGGAAUCGCCGGGAAACAUCUGAGGAAAACGGCGAUUGUUUCGGAGGAAUCCACCGGGAGGAAGAUGGAGCUGUGGAGUAACCAGCCCGGAGUUCAGUUUUACACGAGUAAUUUGCUGACACGUGUCGCCGGAAAAGAAAGAGCGGUUUACAAGAAACACGCGGGGUUGUGUCUGGAGACGCAAGGGUUCCCGGAUUCGGUGAACCACAAUAAUUUCCCGUCGCAGAUUGUGAAUCCUGGAGAGAGCUAUUUGCAUGUUAUGCUCUUCAGGUUCACUGCUCAUUGAUUUUACUGGGUCGGGUUUUUAGUGUUUUUUUGGGUAGAUUGCUCUCAUCGGGUCGGGUCGGGUCAGGUCAGGUUUUUGGAAGUUUACUUUGUUGUUUUUCGAUGAUCAUUUUAAUAAUUUGGGGCUCGUCACUAAGUUUUAGUUAAUUUCGAGGGCUCGAUUUUAUUAUGUGGAGGACUUUCUCUCUCUCGUACAUGAAUAAUUCGCCAUAUCAUUGUAAUAAGAUUUGUACUUUCAUUUUAUCCGUCCAUUUGACAUUAUUUUCAAAUUUUA
Molecule: messenger RNA, 1416 nt
Organism: Eutrema salsugineum
Lineage: Eukaryota; Viridiplantae; Streptophyta; Magnoliopsida; Brassicales; Brassicaceae
Product: aldose 1-epimerase
Exons: 5
Coding region: 91-1143 (350 amino acids)
Biological process (GO): beta-D-galactose catabolic process via UDP-galactose, Leloir pathway; glucose metabolic process
Molecular function (GO): carbohydrate binding; aldose 1-epimerase activity
Source: RefSeq, a predicted model, not a curated record